This is a messenger RNA of Loxodonta africana (African savanna elephant), 1511 nucleotides long. It is a transcript of the gene GOT1L1, whose product is annotated as glutamic-oxaloacetic transaminase 1 like 1. The transcript is spliced from 9 exons. NCBI's taxonomy places the organism in Eukaryota, Metazoa, Chordata, Mammalia, Proboscidea, Elephantidae. The record is from RefSeq and is a predicted model, not a curated record. Gene Ontology annotation, biological process: L-aspartate biosynthetic process. Bases 276 to 1511 code for a protein of 411 amino acids. Gene Ontology annotation, molecular function: pyridoxal phosphate binding; L-aspartate:2-oxoglutarate transaminase activity. Gene Ontology annotation, cellular component: cytosol.
UUGAAUUGGGCGACUUGGGACUAGAGAAGAGACUGCCUCCCCCUUCCCCCUCUCUCAGGGACUUCUCCUUAAGUGCCAUGGAAUGUUCUUAUGGCCCUUGUGGAUUGUCACCACAGAGACUGGGAGUUGUGAGGUUCUGUUGCUCUGGUAACCAGUUGUUGGGAGCCUCUGCAUUGGAGCUGCCAAGGCUCUGGGAAGAGGCAGGCCUGUAUGGCACAGGCUUGGAAUAAGGCAGGUCACAAAGUCAUAGUCUCGGCUCCACUUUCAUCUCAGUUAUGCCCACCCUUUCAGUGUUCACGGAUGUACCCAUGGCCCACAAGCUAGAAGGCAGCUUGCUAAAGAGCUACAAACAAGAUGAUCACCCUAACAAGACGUUCCUGGCCUAUAGAGUCUGCAUGGCUGAAGACGGGCACCCCUGGGUUUCUCCCGUGGUGAAAAAGCUCCGAUCGCAGAUCUCACAGGAUCCCUCUCUGAACUACGAGUACGCACCCGUGAUGGGCAUGAAGUCGUUCAUCCAAGCCUCGUUGGAGCUGUUGUUUGGAAAGCACAGCCAAGCCAUUGCGGAGAACAGGGUAGGGGGUGUGCACACUGUCGGUGACAAUGGUGCCUUUCAGCUUGGGGCUCAGUUCCUCAGAACUUGGCAUCAGGAUUCUCGAGUAGUUUAUAUCACCUCUUUUCAGAAAGAACUGUAUGGACUCAUCUUCCAGGACAUGGGCUUUACAGUUCAUGAAUACUCCUUCUGGAACCCCAAGCAGAUGUGCAUGGACCCCAAUAUACUCAUCAAUGUGGUGAAGCAGGCUCCAUGUGGCAGUGUCCUUGCAGUUGGGAGCAUCGCAGACUGCAAGUUAACACAAAGUCAGUGGAUAAAGUUGAUGUCCAUCAUGAAGAGCAAGCAAAUAUUCCCAUUUUUUGACAUUCCCAGUCAAGGUUUCUCCUCUGGUGACCUGAAUGAGGACAGUAGAAUUUUACGAUACUUUGUGGCUCAAGGCUUUGAGUUCUUCUGCAGCCAGUCCCUGUCCAAGAAUUUUGGCAUUUAUGAUGAAGGAGUGGGAGUCCUAGCCGUGGUGGCACUCAGCAACCAGCACCUGCUGUGCGUCCUCUCCCAGUUGAUGAACUUCGCCCGUGUCCUGUGGCUAAACCCUCCUACUAUGGGUGCCCGCAUCAUCACCUCAAUCCUCUGUAACCCUGCUCUGCAUGGAGAAUGGAAGCACAGUCUAAUAAGGGUUGUAGAGAACAUCAUGCUGAUCAAGGAAAAGGUGAAGGAGAAGCUCCGGCUUCUGGGAACCCCUGGCUCCUGGGAUCACAUCACUGACCAGAAGGGGACCCAUAGCUAUCUUGGACUCAACUCCCAGCAGCUGGAAUACCUGGUCAAGAAGAAACAUAUCUACAUCCCCAAAAACAGUCGGAUUAACUUCACCUCUAUUAAUGCCAACAACAUAGAUUACAUCACCCAGAGCAUCAACGAGGCUGUCCUCUACGCAACGGGCUCAGAGAAAUUUCUUCAGAAGUAG